Maniola jurtina (meadow brown) is the source of this 756-nucleotide messenger RNA. RefSeq lists its product as uncharacterized. The transcript is spliced from 2 exons. NCBI's taxonomy places the organism in Eukaryota, Metazoa, Arthropoda, Insecta, Lepidoptera, Nymphalidae. The record is from RefSeq and is a predicted model, not a curated record. The coding region runs from base 131 to 658 and encodes 175 amino acids.
UAAGCGGGAAAAUUCUUUUGAUUAUUGUCCACUGAUUUCUGAUUUACUGUUUUGCUGUUCAUCAAUAUUUGGUUAGUGUUGUCAUUUCCAGACACACGAAGUAAGAUCUAGUUUUCCAGUAACAAUAGAAAUGCGUAACGUAGAGAUAAAAGCGAAAAUCAGUGAUUACGAUGCAAUUUGCGAGAUUGCUGAGGCGCUGAGUGGUUCGCCACCAACUGUGAUCCAACAAGACGACACGUUUUACAAAGUAAAUAAAGGCAGAUUGAAAAUGAGGGUGUACGCCAACACCUCUGCAACCCUCGUGAGAUAUGAUCGAGAUGAUAAAGAAGGUCCGAAGCUAUGCGAUUACGAUCUGUUGCAAUUUUCUGUCAGUGAAAGUAAAAAGGCAAAGGAUUUGGAUGAUAUCUUGCAAAAGUGUUUGGGAAUACGCGGUAGAGUGGUUAAAGAGCGGAGACUGUACAUGGUUGGCCAAACCCGUAUACACAUAGACAAAGUACAAGACCUUGGUAACUUCAUGGAAUUAGAAGUGGUGCUCCGACCAGAACAGAGUUUGCAAGACGGUCAAGAUAUAGCAAGGGACCUACAAACCAAACUUGGUGUUAAGGAUGAAGAUUUAAUACAGUGUGCCUAUGUUGAUUUGUUGGAUGAAAAAGAUUAAUGUUUCAGUUAUGAGUAAUUUCAUUGAUUGUCAAUGGUGCUUUUGGACUGUGAAAAAUUGAAUGUACAAAGUUUCAAAAAAAAAAAACAAGUGAAUUU